Molecule: messenger RNA, 184 nt
Organism: Triticum aestivum (bread wheat)
Lineage: Eukaryota; Viridiplantae; Streptophyta; Magnoliopsida; Poales; Poaceae
Product: probable E3 ubiquitin-protein ligase RHC2A
Biological process (GO): protein ubiquitination
Cellular component (GO): cytoplasm
Molecular function (GO): ubiquitin protein ligase activity
Source: RefSeq, a predicted model, not a curated record
CUACCACUGCGCCUAGGCCAGGGAGAUGCCCUGCAGCCACAUGUACCACCAGGACUGCAUCCUGCAAUGGCUCACGCUGCGUAACUCGUGUCCUGUGUGCCGGCACGAGUUGCCCGCAGAUGUGGCGCGGCCUGCUCCGGCGAGUGACCUCGGCGCCGCCGACGACCAGGGCAGCAACACCGGG